Molecule: messenger RNA, 1624 nt
Organism: Camellia sinensis
Lineage: Eukaryota; Viridiplantae; Streptophyta; Magnoliopsida; Ericales; Theaceae
Source: RefSeq, a predicted model, not a curated record
AAAACGGUGGGAGUGUUGGCAAUUGUGUUGUUUAGUCAAUCAAUGCGCCUUUCUUCUUCUUCUUCUUCUUCUUCUUCUUCCCCGACCAUGCACAGACUCGCUCGCUCUCAACAAACCUUCUCUCUCUCUCUCUCUCUCUCUCUGAAAUUCUGAUCUCUCUCUCUACUAACCGCAAUGCUAACCACCAUUAUCUCCGCUUCCACCACCACCACCACCACGUAUCAUUCUGCUACAAUUUUCUUUUCUUCUUCUUCUUCUUCUUCUUCUUCUUCUUCUACCAAUACUCCUACUUCUUCAUCAACCCUAGUUUUUCCUAAAACCCUAACCGUUACACCAAAAAGAACUCGCCUUUUGCGACUUCACGCAUCAUCUUCUUCAUCCUCCAUGUCCAUGAUCGACAAGGAGACACCGGAGCUCCAACGCCCCCAUACAUUUCUCCGCCAAUGGAACGACGAUUCCGAUUCAAAUUCUUCUGUGAGGGCUCGGUUUGAGAAGAUGAUAAGGGAGGCGCAGGACAGCGUUUGCUCCGCCAUUGAGGCCGUCGACGGCGGCGGAAAGUUCCAAGAAGACGUCUGGUCGAGGCCCGGUGGCGGCGGCGGUAUCAGUAGGGUUUUGCAGGACGGUGCCGUGUGGGAAAAGGCUGGCGUGAAUGUUUCUGUGGUUUAUGGAGUCAUGCCUCCCGAAGCCUAUAGAGCCGCCAGCCCUGUUCAUGCCCAUCAUGCCAAUUCAUCUGUCCCUGUUCCGUUUUUUGCUACUGGAAUCAGCUCGGUUUUACAUCCAAAGAACCCUUUUGCCCCAACAUUGCAUUUUAAUUAUCGGUAUUUUGAGACUGAAACCCCAAAAGAUUCUCAGGGAGCACCAAGACAAUGGUGGUUUGGCGGCGGUACUGAUUUGACACCUGCUUACAUCUUCGAGGAGGAUGUCAAGCACUUCCAUUUGGUUCAAAAAAGGGCUUGUGACAAAUUUGACUCUAGUUUCUAUCCUCGGUUCAAGAAAUGGUGUGAUGAUUACUUCUACAUCAAGCACCGGGGUGAGAGGCGAGGGCUUGGGGGAAUAUUUUUUGAUGAUCUUAAUGACUAUGAUCAGGAAAUGCUUCUUUCCUUUGCCACUGAAUGUGCAAAUUCUGUGGUUCCUGCUUACAUACCUAUAAUAGAGAAGAGGAAAGAUAUGCCUUUCACAGAUCAACACAAGGCAUGGCAGCAAUUACGGAGGGGGCGCUACGUAGAAUUCAACUUGGUCUAUGAUCGGGGAACAACAUUUGGACUCAAGACGGGAGGUAGAAUUGAGAGUAUUCUUGUUUCUCUUCCACUAACAGCACGGUGGGAAUAUAACCAUGAUUUCUUCCUCUUUUGCGCGCAGCAACCAGAAGAGGGAAGCGAAGAAUGGAAACUACUGGAUGCUUGCAUCAAUCCGAAGGAAUGGCUCUAGCACUUUUUAGAAGAAUUUCCUUGUAUCAUGUUGAGUUUAUUUUUUACUUUUCCUUUGGCAUUUUUUAUUAAUGACCAGUUUGUAAGUUGUUGAAAAAAUACGUUGUUGAGAGUUAGUAUAUUUUUUUAUUAUUAAUGGCCAGUUUGUAAGUCGUUGAAAAAGUACAUUGUUGAGAAGGAUGUGAAAUUGUUGGGUA